AAAUAGGAUCAAGCAUCUAAUCAAAACGGAUGCAAUGAAUUAAGAUGGAUGCAAUGGAUAAACAAAGACAACAUUCUCUGCAUUGAGCUUUUAUAUAAAAUAUGUCUUUAAGCAGGGAAUAUGACAACAUGACUGUACUUAUUGACCCAAAUAAAGGGACACCCGCCUUUACAUAUUUUUCAGAAUAUGGAGAAAGGAUGAAAAAUCAGGAGUACUUGGAAUUAAUGGUGUUGAUGACCAUAUGUACAACCAGUGUCAUUGGCAAUAGCCUGGUUAUAGCAGCUGUAAUGAAGAAGCGCUCAAUGCGUAAUCCAACCAACUAUCUUAUUGUCAACUUGUCGAUGUCAGACCUUCUCUUUGUCAUGAUGACCCCAUUUAUCAUGACGACUAGGAUUACAGUCAAUUGGAAACUAGGAGGCUUUCUCUGUAGAAUAGUGUCUUAUAUACAAUUUUUCUCUGCAGCCAACUCAAUCUUAACCAUGAUGUUAAUAAGUAUCGACCGCUAUCGAUCAAUAUGUAUUAUAAAUGUGACAAAAUUGACAACAAAAGUCGGAGCAGUUAUUAUAUGCUGUGUAUGGAUGGUAUCAUUGACGAUGACCCUCCCGAUAGCAUUAUUCAGCAUCGAAACACAUAUCACACAAUGGGGAAAAGAGCAUGUAUUCUGUGGUCUUGUUUGGCCAAAGGAGGCAAAUCCUGACAUAUAUUUCUCUGUCCUUGCCUUAUUCCUCUUUAUUAUGCCAGUCACAACAUUGAUAGUAAACUACUGCAGAAUUUUCAACACUGUCAGAAAAUCAAGCAAAGUUAAGGUCAUCAAGGUCACAAGUAAAGAUAACCAUAAAGAACAAGAUCAGAUCUCAUCUAAACAAAUAAAACUAUUGAAAAUGUUUGUAUUGAUUGUGGCAUUGUUUAUAGCGAUGAUAUUACCAUUCUUUGCAGCCUCGUUUGUAGUGCUUUUUACGGACACAAUGACCUCAACUAUAUUUACUUGGUCUGUGACCUUGACAUUGGCAAAUACAGCCAUCAAUCCAAUCAUAUAUGGAUAUUUCAAUACCAAGUUCAAACAAGCAUACAAAGAGUUGCUCUGUAAAAGGUGCACAAGAAAAGUGGGCCAUGAAAGAAGUAUCAGCAAUUCACAAGGAACACAUACAGAUGGAGAAUAGAUGUAAGGUUAAACUUGUAACAAAACAUCUGACCUUGAAAAUCUUUAUCAGCACAAGAAUCAUCCAAUGCAGCUUUUGCCAAGGGGGUUCACUUUUAAAAAAAUCCAGGGGGUUCACAUUUAACAACUUUGGCCCAAAAUCAAUUUAAAAGUGUUCAGAAUGGUGAAAAACCACAUGAUUUUGAAAGAAAUUUGGGCCAGGGAGAGGUUCGCUCGAGCCGCCUGCACCCCCUGGUUUUGAAGCUGAUCCAAUUUAUAGUACCAAAAUGACAGGUCUCAGACUGUGAUAGGUCCCCAUAAUCUAUUGAGAACCUCAUUAUGUUAGCUCACAG
Owenia fusiformis is the source of this 1491-nucleotide messenger RNA. The record is from the annotation of a GenBank genome assembly. NCBI's taxonomy places the organism in Eukaryota, Metazoa, Annelida, Polychaeta, Sabellida, Oweniidae.